Pleurotus ostreatus (oyster mushroom) is the source of this 483-nucleotide messenger RNA. RefSeq names its product v-type proton ATPase 16 kDa proteolipid subunit 2 (gene VMA11). Bases 1 to 483 code for a protein of 160 amino acids. Gene Ontology annotation, biological process: proton transmembrane transport. The record is from RefSeq and is a predicted model, not a curated record. Gene Ontology annotation, cellular component: proton-transporting V-type ATPase, V0 domain. Gene Ontology annotation, molecular function: proton-transporting ATPase activity, rotational mechanism. NCBI's taxonomy places the organism in Eukaryota, Fungi, Basidiomycota, Agaricomycetes, Agaricales, Pleurotaceae. The transcript has 7 exons.
AUGUCGUUGUGCCCACCGUUUGCACCUUUCUUUGGUUUUGCGGGCGUUGCGUCAGCGAUGAUAUUGAGCACUGUGGGUGCUGCGUACGGAACUUCCAAGUCAGGAAUCGGCAUCGCUGGUCUGGGGACAUUCAGACCCGAGUUAAUCAUGAAGGCCCUCAUCCCUGUAGUCAUGUCUGGUAUCAUUGCCGUAUACGGCCUCGUCGUGUCAGUGCUCAUAUCAGGAACAAUAAACCCUGGCAAUUACUCGCUCUUUGCUGGAUUCGUCCAUCUUGCCGCUGGCCUGGCUUGUGGAAUGACGGGGCUUUCGGCAGGAUAUGCUAUUGGCUACGUGGGCGACUCGUGCGUUCGCGCAUAUGUCAAUGAAUCGAGGGUCUACGUCUCUAUGAUCCUCAUCCUCAUUUUUGCUGAGGUUCUGGGGUUGUACGGGCUUAUUGUUGCGCUGAUCAUGAACUCCAAAGUUGGCCUUGAUAUGUGCAAGUGA